This is a messenger RNA of Sclerotinia sclerotiorum 1980 UF-70, 2013 nucleotides long. RefSeq lists its product as hypothetical. Bases 1 to 2013 code for a protein of 670 amino acids. The transcript has a single exon. The record is from RefSeq and is a predicted model, not a curated record. Lineage: Eukaryota; Fungi; Ascomycota; Leotiomycetes; Helotiales; Sclerotiniaceae.
AUGCAUCAGUACCUUGAUCGACCAGAAUAUCUUCAACACUUUCGACUCGAUAAUCCAUUCAUGGAAACUUGUAUGCCACAGUACACACAUGUCGGAGAUGUAGAGGUCCCCCUCUCAGCAGUUUUUGAGAGUCGAGUUCAGGAUUUUACCCUUGAUGUUCUCUCGCCAUUUACAAUGCACGCCAUUGGUAUCAUCAAGCUGUCAUUAGAGCCAUCUUCAGCAAGAGCUCCUUCAAAUACCUUGAAAUUCAAUGUUGUUAUGCAUGAAAUGAUCGGAUUUGCUGAGCGGGAAGGAACAGAAGUUCAUGGUCAAUUGUUCAUACCUCCCGCUUCCAAUGAAAGUGGUGUUACAACAACUCAGAUGAUUAAGGAUUUUGAUGAAGGUCCAAUUCGAUUCGAAAGUGUUCAUAGUAUGAGUGUUCCGAUGUUUGGCCCCACAGAUGUUUCUCUCCGUGUGGCUAUCUUUGCCAAAGUUUCAUCAAUGCAUCUGGACAAACUUUUGAGUUGGGAUGAUAUGCGAGAUAAUGUCCCACAGCUUAAAAAGAAGCGUAAAGGCGCUCGUAUAGCGGAGUCACAAUUCUAUUCUGAAGAAAAGCAUGAUGUAUUUGUCAAAGUUCAAAUACUGGAACUAGCAGAAAAUGGUGAUUAUCCUCCUGUUGAAGUGAUCCAAACGAGCGAGCUUGACCAAGGAACCUUCCAACUUCAUCAAGGUUUACAACGUAGGAUUGUUGUCAAUUUGACACAUAAUUCAGGUGAUGCUUUACCUUGGUCAGACGUCACUGGUUUACGUGUCGGAAGAAUUCAACUCGUUGAUCAUAUUGGGAAAAGUCCAGACCUCAGCUCUUCUUCUACUCCGCCUCUUCAUCUUAGAUUACUUUCCAAACCCAUUGUCAAAGCUAAUGCAAACGGCACUAGCAAUGUUACCAUUGUUGGAAAAUGGGAUUCUAGUGCCCAUGAGUCUUUGCUCCUUGAUCGAGUCACAGCAGAUAAAUACAAAGUUCAAAUGUCCCUUGCAUGGGAUGUAAGGUCUGGCAAACUAUCCCGUCCAAUGACUUUCAACAUGGACGUUUGCUCUCAAAUAAUGGCACGUAAUUAUGUCCGCUCUACAUCGAUGUUUGCAUCAUUAUUUCAAAGCGUUCGAAUCGUUCAUUCUAUGACUGGUAUUUACUCUAUAACAGUUCGUCCAAUAGCCGUGAAAAGAGCCGGUGAUUUGUGGAGGAUGAAUACAUCGGAAGAUUAUGUAAAGGGUGAAGAAGCUCUUACGAAUUGGACACCUAGAGGUGUUAGCUUGGUUAAAGAUUUUAUCGCAGCAAGAAGAAGGAAGCAAAGAUUGGCAGAGUUGGACGCAGCGCAGCCAUUACUGAAUCGCAUUGCAUCGCUACCAUUGCCAAAACCAAUAUCGGCUCCAUCAAUCCCACCGGUUACCGACCGAGACCCAGCUGAAAUACCACUUCCAGCAAGUCCUCCGGCUACAGAUGGAGAAUUUCCACUGUCAAUAGAUGAGGCUUUCACGUCACCCAUGAACGGAGAUAUUGCACCCACAAACGGAGACGUUCUAUGCAAAGAUGAGAUCAUAGAAAAUGUUGAAGUCUCAAUAGACGUGGAUUCCAUUCCUCACGAUGAAAGCAAAGAACAACAACCCCAAACUCGAUCCGAAUACAAUCCUCACCAAAUCGCUCUUCUCCAAAAAUUUAUUAAAUUAUUCCAUCUGUGUCGCGACCCAUCAACCACCAUCCUUACACCCACUAAUGUCGAACCACCUAUAAAUGGUUCUCCAGCCCCGUCUCUCUUACACACAUCCUCUUUCAUAUCCAAUACAUCCCGCUCAGUCUCUCCUCGACCAUUAAAUUUCUCAAUUCACUUCACCCUUCGACUGCCAAUUCACGUCAAAACUCUCGAUCUCGUCGAACAUCUAGAUCUCGUCAAACAUCUUCUGCUCCCCACGCCCAUCCUAAUCCUCUUAUACCCCAACAUCUCGCCACUGUAUCUCAAAUCAAGAAAAAUCCUACUCUAA